Messenger RNA from Plodia interpunctella (Indianmeal moth), 5752 nucleotides. RefSeq names its product Mediator complex subunit 1 (gene MED1). Bases 272 to 5005 code for a protein of 1577 amino acids. Gene Ontology annotation, biological process: regulation of transcription by RNA polymerase II. The record is from RefSeq and is a predicted model, not a curated record. The transcript has 13 exons. NCBI's taxonomy places the organism in Eukaryota, Metazoa, Arthropoda, Insecta, Lepidoptera, Pyralidae. Gene Ontology annotation, cellular component: mediator complex. Gene Ontology annotation, molecular function: transcription coregulator activity.
UUAUAACAAAUGGCAUCGCGUGAAAAUGACAGCAAUCGUGCUAUGAACGAAUAAAAAGAAAGAUAAUCUGGAAACACAAACGUUUAAUUUAUUAAUAUUCAUCAAAUGUAGAAUAUUAUUUAAAAACUUAUUACCUCGGGAAUACUCAUGUAGUUCAAUAAAUGUGCUAUACUUUAUUAUUUAGGACCAAAACAAGACCCAUCAGAUGUUUCAUGAUAUGCCAGUGAUAACAUUAUUUGUGUUUCUUUAUCGGAGUUCAUAAUUCGUGAAAAUGACGGAAAAUAAAGCUCUAGUCAUGACGUCUACAAAUGGUUUGCUAGACAAAUCCAAGGAGCUCCAAAAGGAGAUCCUUAUGGAGAAGCUGAGGUCCAAAACAUCUCAAUUUAAAAAUUUGACUGAAACUUCCAAAGCAGUCAGGAUGGCUUUACUGGAUAAAAGAUGGGCAGUAGAUAGUGCUGACCGCAUGACCCUUCAAAAAUGUCUGGACAGUCUACAGCACUGCAUCAAAGUUAGUUCUCUUCAAAGCCUCAUAGAGAGGCUCGAAUGCUUAUCUCGUCAGCUUGGCCUGAAGUUUGUGGUGGGCACGACGGGAGUCAAUCUUUUCAUAUCAUCGGAUAUGUUUUAUUUGGAGAUAUUGGUUGAGUCUUCAGGAUCUGUAAAAGAUGUUAAAAUCCAUCAUGAAGGACGGAUUGAACAACAAAGUUGUGAAGAACUCGUGUCUUGUAUAUCCCGAGGUGAUUUUGCUGACUUCACAGCUCAGUUGGAAGGUCUAACUGCUGUUUACCAAUUAAACGCUGAGAAGAAAGUCAAAUGUAAAGCAUUCAGUGCUCUUCAGAGCUUGGAAGAAGAUCUAUGUACUUUGCGCCAAUUUCAAACUUUCAUCAAAGAUCCGUGGGCACAGGUCCACAAGAGUCCUAUAGGAUUCCUGCAAAAACGUAGAGGAGGUCAUGCAAUGCGCCUUACAUACUUCGUGUCACCAUACGAAUUGCUGGACAAGGAAAAAGGUCUACAACCACUCACCGUUGACCUUCUGACUCUUGGCAAACCAACCGCGUCCAGUGGUCUAGCUUCACUGGUUGCGCCAUCUCAUACACCUAUUGGCCAUUCAGCUACAGUACUUUUGGAAGGAUCUACUGCCAAUAAAUUGCAAUUGUCACCAAUCAUAUCCGGGGGACAGAGACCAGGCAAAGGGAGUGGUCCAGUGUACGCUCAGCUGCUGGUCCCUCAGAACAGCGCCAUGUUGCCCGCGUGCUUCACGCUCAAGCUGUCGCAGCCCACGCCUCUCUGCGCCGGCCUCGCCAAACUCAUCCACGCCACCACAGAGGUGGAAGUAGCUGGUGACUGGGCCAAUGCUAAACCGAUGUUGGGUCUGGUCGCUCAGCAAGCGUACAACAAACUGAUGCCCGGCAAGACGGUGGAGCUCAACCUUAGCAAAGGAUUGUUUGUUAGCUUGCCCGAUCAAACGCAAUGCUACUUCCUGUGCGAAACGCGAGGCCUGGACGGCUGCGUGGUGGGCAGCGUGCCCUUCACGCACCCGUCGCACGUGCCGCCGCUGCUGGCGUGUCUCCGGCAGCAGGCGCUGUUCAAUGCGCUGCUGGCCAGCUGCGUGCGCGCGCAACAUAAGCAAGCGUUCGACCUGGAAAGUACGCUAAUGUUCGAAGUGAGCGCGCUGUCUUGGCAACAUAUCUCCAUCUCGCUGGAACACCCUCUAGAAGAGAGCAUGGCCACGGUGGAGCUGGAGCUGUCGGACCCCGCGGCCCCCCGCGCCGCUGUGCACGCCCUCAAUUCUACGUCGAGGGAACACAUCGAUGAAUACAUCACUAGGGUACUACAGAAAACGCACUCUAUACCUAUUACUCUAAGGUCUCUGGUGAAGAUCUGGGAGCGCGAAGCAGCGACGAAGCAGAUGAACGGCAGCUACUCGGCGUUGGAUUCGAAUUUUAGCUGCGGCCUGGGGGGCAUGGAGCCCGGCGCGGACCUCAAACCUGAGCCCGCCGGCAACAUGCACGGCCGCGCGCUCUACCCCUCCAACCUCAACCCGCACAGAGGCUCCUACCUAUCUGACCAGCAACACCAUUUAACCAUGAUGUGUCAAGAGGCAGACACAAAACCUCAGUCAUCUGAAGAACGGAAAUCGAAAAAGCGCAAAUCGGACGCCGACGUAUGGCCCGGGCAGAAGAAAGGCAAGCCCGGACUGAGUGAGAUGGCAGAUUCUGAGAGCGAGAGCGACAAUUCUGAAUACGUGAACGAAGACGACAACACAAUGAAUAGUAACUCUACAAAUGAAGAUGUUGAAGGGAGAGAGUCGUCGGUGUCGCAAAAUGAAUUUGCUUCGGAUCUGGAACUUUCUGGAAUGGACGCGACGGACGCCAUCAGCGCACAGGACAACAGGAAUUCCUCAGAUAUGGACAACUCUAAUGAUGGAGACGUGGAGGACAUUUUGAGGAAUUCUUUUCAGAAGUCUGACCACAAACGGCAAAAGCUUAAAAGCAAAGAAGAAGUGCGCAGUAGGAGUACAUCCUCACUCCUGUUAGAUCUGACCGAAGGUAAAUCAUUCAUGCCUUCUUCCGUCAGCAUCACGCCCAUAGGGUCUAGCUCCGGGUCUUCGGGCUCCGCCCCCGCGCUACCGGAGCGCCGCCCCGGCAUCGAGAUCAUCCCCAUCUCGGCCGCCACCCCCGCCGCGCUGCCCAGCUCCAUAACCAUCACGCCCAUCACAACUUCGCAACUAAAAUCUCUGGAUGAUCGCAACAGAUCUGAAAAGAAGUCCAAGUCAGGCGAGGAACGCAGCAAGGAGAAGAAGAAGAAAAGGCGGAGGGACGACUCCAUGGGACCUCCAGAAAAAGUUCCUCCGAAACAAGACCCCUUGACCAAACCGGUGUCCGUUAGUAUUAAACCUACAGAUGGCUCCCCCAUGCGGCCGACGUCCCCGAACUCGCUGCUGCGCAAGUUCAGCCCCAGCCCCACCCACGGCCGCGCCGUCUCCAUCACCAAGUCCCCGAGCCCCAGCUCCGCCAAGGGACUGGGGAAGCCGUCCGGCGCCGCCAGCCACCACACCAGCCCGCGACACUCUCCAGUACAGAACAGUCCUAAACACUUGCCAGGUUACUCGAGUCCAAAAAACCACAGCAUCUCUUCUCCUAAACACAGUUCUUCAGGAUCAGGAAAGCCCAGUAUGUCGACUCUGAAGUCGGCGACCAGCGGCUCUCCCUCGAGCAAAUCUGGCACGACUGGCUACGAUCUGACAAAAAAGUUAUCAAAAGAUAGCUACGGCAGCAGUUCCACGACUUCUAGGGAUAAAGAAAAGAAACAUUCCAGUUUAUCUUUUUCUAGUUCCGGUAGGAGCAGUCCGAAACUUAAAACCCCAGUGAAAUUGAAGCAGUUAGAAAUAACCCCCGUGUCUUGUGAUAGUCCGAUGACGGAGCCGUUGAUCUCCCCGCCCAACGUGGAAGUGAGCAAGUCGAGCGCGCCGAGCCAGGCUCGCAACCGCAAGGGCUCCCUCAGCGCCGUCAUAGACAAGCUGAAAUCUGCUCAACACUGCGGCGCGGACACCGAAUCCAGCAGUUCCAAGUCCAGUAGCUCAUCGAGUAGUUCCAACAAAUUUUCUGAUCCAAAAAACGGUAGUGUCAAAGUUGAAAGUAAAAAUCAAGAGUACAUGGUGAAACCUAGUUCGGACGGUAUGAAGAUAACUAUUAACAAAACUAGGACUAAAGAGUCUUCCAGUAGCAGUUCCAAACUAAAUUAUAGUAGUUCCAGUUGUAGUAAACAGUCAUCACCGCAACUCACCCCACCGAGUCAGGGCUCUCCCAAGACCCACACGGGUCUGAAGCCCGGCGUCAUAAGCGGUCCGGCCUCGAAGAAAACCCAAGCUAUGCAGUCGUCCAAGUCUGCAGGUAGUGUGAGUUCAGGGUCCACGCCGCCCAAAGCUAACACGAGCCCUUCAGAAUCAGGCAGCAGCAACGUGCCGAAAGUGCCUUACUCGAAAUCGUCGUCAAGCAACGCCGGGAUCAAUUUAUCAAAAUCCGCAUCAAAAACCAGCUCUGGAUCACCCAAGAGCAGCAGUUCCGACCUUACUAAAAUAAUAAGGGACAGGGAAAGAGAAAAAGCAAGGACCAAACUUAACACUGAGAAAUCAUCAAAUAUUUUCUCGUCAAAGUCGGAACGGCAUUCGAGUCCUAGUGGUUCCCGCGAUGAAGUGGACUCUGAUAGAUUCAAAGCUGCCGCCAAGGAUGCCAAUUUUCUCAUGGAAGGGCUGAUGAAGCCCCUGGACACUAGCAAAUUCCAAAUACCUAAAUUAAAAAAUCAAAGCACACCUGACAAGAACAGUCCAGUUUCACAAUACGACAGCCGAUCUAUGGUGAAUGAUUUCUCGAGGACCAUGGACCAAAAUAAAUACCCUUUUCCCCAUUUCGAUAACCCGAACGCCAGAAGCUCAGACUUACAAAAGUCAGCGUAUCCUUUAAACGUGCCAAAGCCUUUGUUAAACAUGAGCGGGAUAAGCCCGAAAACUGUCAUGCCUAACAAAGGGGACCAAACCGAUAGGCCUUUGGAAUUCUCAAAAGCUAUGGCAGAUAGUUUAAAAGGGGAGAAUCCACAACGCGGUAAAGAUGACACCAAAGAUUACUCUGGGUCGUAUCCAUUGAUGCCUUUAGAUUUUAAAACUGAUAUGGUGAAGGGGUUUCCGGCACCUAAAGGCAGCUCUGAGGAUAGAAAAGGAGCGGAUUCGUGCAUGAAGCCACCAGCGAGCGGUUCGGUGGCGCGGAGUGGUGCCACCACUCCACAAGAAGCCGCUGAAAUGUUAUUAGACUUUUCUUCGUCAUCUGGUAGUAAAGUGUCGGGGAUGGUAGCGGUUCGCUCGAUGUACCCUCCGUCGCCAGCUCUCGGGCUGCAGAUGACGAAGAGCCCCGCCCCCUCGCCGCUGGUGGUGGCACCCUCCCCUCACUCCAACUCCCCCGGGAUCACCGAUGAUGAACUGAUGGAUGAAGCACUCGUCGGGCCCGGGAAAUGAGUGGGAGUUCACUCUACACAAGUAAAACUUCUACAGAGUCUCAAACGAAUUUAAACUUCAAAAGAGGUCCCUUAAAUAGUGUCAAUUAAUUAAAGUAAUUAUUUUAUUACUCUUUUUUUUACUUAUUACUUUUAUUUAAUUUGACGAAUUUAUAACAUAUUCAGUAAUUUAACUGCAAGUUCAUUUCAAUUUAAGACCUCUUUUUCAGUUUACAAAUAGAAGAGAGCCUUACACAUGAUAAUAGCUAUUACUACAUUCAUCGCGUGUGUUAUUUAUUUACAUACCCGCGUGUGUUAUUUAUAAAAUACUUUGAUAAUUUAAAAAUAUACAUACAAGAUGUACAUUAAUCAUCUUUUUGUCUGUAGGUGUUAUUUAAAUUAUGUGUUAAUGUUGACCACCUGAUAUGACAUGUGAUCCACUUGUGUAUACCCAGUAAUCAUAUUUACUAAUAAUAUUGUGUCAUACUUUUAUAUUAUGAAAUAUGCAAAAAGGCGCGAAUAAGUUUCACUUUAACUUAACUAUCCUUAAAAAUCGAAUUUCGAUCCAGUUAACGGCCAUCAUGAGCGUAAUACAAUAAUGUAACCUUUUGUCUUAUAUUUAAGAAAUGUAGCUAUAGUGAACAAAGUAAUUUUUUCAAUCACUGUAAAUAUAAUGAAUUGGUAAUAUAUGAUGAUAUUAUAAAUUAAUUGGUAAGGGAUUUAUGCUUAUAGAUGCAAAGAUUUUUUUGAAAUAAAUGAGUUGAAAACA